AAACGUCGAUCUCUCUCUCUAAAGAAAAAAAGACUGAGCUGAAGGAGACACCUGCCCGACUGCCGCCGUUCGUCCAGCCGGCCGCCGCCCGUCCGCCCGACAAGCCGGCUCGGCGCUCGUCCGGCGGCCGCACCCUCCCACUCAUCCAGUAGCCGCGGCGCUGCCUUUAUUCCAGGAGGGGCGCCCCUGCCGAGCGGUGAAACCCCACCCUGCCCAAAUCCGUCGCCAAGCCACUGGCGUCCCCGAUGGAGACAUUUCCGCCGCCUCCGAUUCCUCCGCUGCCCGCGAAUGUCUCCUCCGCUCCGCCGCCGCCGCCGCCGCUUCUGCAUCAGCAGGCCGGGUCUGCUCCUGCGCCGGCAACGCUCCUGGUGCGGCACCUCCCAGAGGCGAUCACUCAGGACAUGCUCGCCGGGCUCUUCUCCCGCUACGGCGCCACAUCCUUUCGCCCAUGCGGUGGAAAGUUGAGGAACUGUGCGUUUGUGGAUUUUAGGGACGAGAUGGCGGCCAAUCAGGCGCAGUCUCAGUUGAACAGGUUGAGGCUCCUUGGGAAAGUACUGAUACUCGAGAGAGCAAACCAGCCAAAUGCCAAGAAUGCGAGUGAGAAGCAUCAUGAGCAAUUAGCUCGUGGGGUGCCUCAAGUGCCAAGUAUGAAUUCCCAAAAUCAAAAGAGUUCUACAUCAACUGCCGAACCGAUCGCUUCUAGGCUUGGUGUGGACUAUCCAUUUCCUCCUCAUCUCGAGUAUGCAUAUCCACCACCAGAUGGAAACAUAUUGAACAAUAUUGUCAACUCUCUCAUUGCCGUUCCCCGAUUUUACAAUCAGGUGUUGCAUUUGAUGAACAAGAUGAACCUUCCAGCUCCAUUUCGGAUGGCAUUGCCUACUCCACCUCUACCAUCACAAGGGCCUCUUCCUCCUCCCCCUCCACCACCGCAGCCUUCUAUGACAGAGAAACUUCACUUGGCUGAUUUGUCUAGUGAUGAGUCUGAGAUGGAGUCUUCUGAUGAAGAUGUUGAUACAAGGGAAGUCAAGCGCGCAAAGCAUGAAGCUAUUGUUGGUCCUGCAGUUGAUAGAAGUGUCGCUCAUGAAUCGGUCGGGGUGAAACCAGUUGCAUUAGUUCCCAAUGAGCUUCAAGUAAUAAAAAAGAAAAACCCAGUACUGCAGAUAAAAAUUGUCCCUAAGGCUGCUUAUAAGGAACUUGCUGAUCGGAGUAUUAUCGACAAGGAAUUGGCCUCUAGAGAUGAACAACUUGAAGAAAAACAUUGUGCCACACCUCAGGAAAUAGAGAAAGAGAAAUUACCGACGGAGGAGAUUUUGUCCCUUCCCAUGUUCAAGAAUUACACUCCAGGGAAUCCUGCCAGUGUAUUAUAUAUUAAGAACUUGGCAAAGGAUGUUGUUCAUGAUGACUUCUACUAUGUCUUUGGAUCUGUGUUUGAAAGCUUGGACGCUGCAAGAUCUGGCUUAAGUAUAAAGUUAAUGCAGGAAGGUCGAAUGCGGGGCCAAGCUUUUGUGACGUUUCCAUCUGUUGAACAUGCUCAACGCGCACUGAUCAAUAACACUGUGGGACGAUUUGGAGGAGAGGGGGAAAUGAGGAUGAGAACAAUUUGGAGCGCCCUUUAUGGCCAUAGAGGGUCGGAUGACAACUCUGUUAGAGUGACCUUUUUGACAAAUAUCAAGGGUUGGAGUAGAGCCCACAUAUUCAGGUCUGUACUUAUCCUCAUUUCCCCCUCUCCUCCAAAUCUUCCUUGGCAAGACUCCUCCAACUGUCCAACACACGCGCAAUCCUCAAACCCUAGCUCCUCCGAUCCAAACACCUCCUGGUCCCUCGGUCCAUCCACCAUGGCAUCGCCUGCCGGUGAUGACAGCCACCUCUUCGCCGGUGUCCACUUCCUCCUCAUCGGUUUCGACUGCGUCUCCGUGUCGCAGUACCGGUCGAAGUUGGUGCAGAGCGGCGGCACCGACGCCAUGCAAUUUGGCGGCGGGUGGACCCACAUCGUCGUGCGCGGCCUUGUCUACGAUGACCCGGUCUGCGCGGUGGCGCGGGCGCAAGGGAAUAAGGUUGUCAGCAAGAUGUGGGUGGAUGAUAGGUUGGAUCAGGGUGUGCUUGCCGAUGCUGAUAAGGUUAUUUAUUGGCCAGCCAGAGAUUUGAAGGGAAUACCUGGUAGUGGCUCACUGCAGAUUUGCUUGACGGGGUACCAAAUGAAGGACCGCAAAGAUAUAAUGGUAACUGCUUGCCAUUUUGGGCACCGUAGGUUUUUGUCCCUUUUGAAUUUGGAGCGGGGUGUCGUUCCCCUUUCUCAUUUGGAUAAGGCAGAGGGAGUGAGAGCUCGAGCGGCGGCGGAGGGCGAGGCGAUUCCCCGUGUUCAUGGCGAUUUGGAGUUCAUCCGCCCUAGGAUUUUGACGGCAUCCUCUUCGUUCUCGUCGCCCGCGGCUGCGCUGGUAGUAUCUCAAUGGGUAGACUGUGGAAAGUCUCGCAAGGAUGUUCCCCUAGUUUCUUCAGUCGAGAGUGCUGAUUCUUUGAGAGACCCUUAUGUGCCUAAUGAUUUUGCUGAUGAUGGUUCUAAUGCUAUGUCUUUGGGAGGUUGUUCUGGUGAUGAUGAAGAGUUUGAUAAAACACUUUACAAUUUCUAUUUGAAUAAUAAAGUAAAGUACCUGAAGAGAAAAUUAUCAUCUGCUGGCAGAAGGAAUGUUUGUAAUUCAAACGGGAAGUGGAAAUUUACCCAUAUCUAUACUGUAAUUCGAAUGCCCUUUUUUACAGUGUAAAUUUACCCAUAGUUACACAGUAAUUUGACUGAUAAUUACCGUGUAAUUUUGUAUGGUAGUUACACUGUAAUCCUGCACCUUUUUACAGUGUAAAUGUACCCAUACCUGCAUUGUAAUCUGAUGCCUUUUUUUACUCAGUAAUUUGACUGAUAGUUACUGUGUAAUUUGUAUGGUAGUUACACUAUAACCUUACACCUGUUUUUACAAUGUAAUUUUACCCAUAUUUACACUGUAAUUCAAAUGCCAUUUUUUACACAGUAAGUUGAUGAUAAUUACUGUGUAUUUAGUAUGGUAGUUACAAUGUUAGUACACAGUAGUUACAAUGUAAUUACACAGUUGUUAUAAUGUAAUUCCCCAUAUGUAAUGUUACCCAUGUCUGUAUUGUGUAAUUUGACUAAUAAUUUUAUGUGUAAUUUGUAUGGUA
Messenger RNA from Triticum urartu, 3183 nucleotides. The record is from RefSeq and is a predicted model, not a curated record. NCBI's taxonomy places the organism in Eukaryota, Viridiplantae, Streptophyta, Magnoliopsida, Poales, Poaceae.